AUAUAACCUUUAAAUCGGAUACUAAAGAACUACAUUAUUUUUAAAUCUAGUUGAUUAACAUUACAAUGAAAGUGCGCAACGAUUUUAUACCAAAAACAUUACAAGAUUUCCUAGUUACCACGUUUGUGUCCAUAAUAAUACCUAUAGUGUACUGGUUUGAAAUAUUUGAAGUAUUGCCAACAUUCUACAACCAAUGGCAUGGGUGGUACAACUUUCAUUUCAUCCUGGGCACAUUUAUAUUGUUCAACAUAACAACAAAUUUCAUUGGUGUUAUUCUGAUCGACACAAGCAUCAGGGGAUUAAUGCUCCCAAGCAAACCAGAAAAAAACUGGCGAUUCUGUGCAGUUUGUGAGUGUGUUGCACCUCCUCGAUCAUGGCAUUGCAAUAUAUGCAAGACUUGUAUUCUUAAGAGGGAUCAUCACUGCAUAUUUACAGGAUGCUGUAUUGGGCAUAAUAAUUUUCGUUACUUUUUCAUGUUUGUAAUCUACAUAUUUGCUGCCACUUUAUAUGCAAGCUAUUAUAACAUUUUCUACAUUUACAACUCAGUCGAGUUGGGUUCAUAUAUGUCUAUUUUAAAAUUAGUAUUUCCUUUGGCUAUGAUAUUUGUGGAAUACACAAUGAAUCAAUUGUUCCUAUUUUUGGUACUGAUAGUCACUGUGGGCUGUGUUUUCACAGGUGUGUUGUUUUACUUUCACACCAACCUAAUGAUAAAUGGAAUGAUAACUUAUGAGAGAAAGUUCAAAGAUAGAUUCUAUGAUACUGGCACACUAAACAACCUUGCAAUUUGUUUAGGAGAAAGAUGGUAUUUGACAUGGAUAUCACCAUUUGUGCAGAGCAACUUAACACAUGAUGGUGUUAACUGGGUGGCACAAGACACAAAUAAAUCAAAAUAAAAAUGUGAUUUAUUAUAACAAGUGCUCACUUUUUUUAAUCUGAUAUUUGUACAAAACUAUUAUGUGCCCAGAACUAAAAGUGGGACCAAAACAAACGCCAAAUCAUUGGACUAGUAAAUGUUCACAACUAUCAAUUUAUAUGUAUAUUGUAUCAAAAACAUAUUCUUAAAUAUAUUAUGUACUUAACAGUUGUUUAUUUCACAUGAAGUAUUUACAUUGUAAUUCUAUUGCUGUUGAUUAAUUGUUUUACUAAACAUUGUAUAGCUUAAUGGCAAAUUAAAGUCAGGAAAGCACGACGUAAACUUUUAUACCACCAUCAAUGGUAAAUCUUAUAUAAAAUUAUGCAUCUUAAAUAAUAAAAUCACAAUUUGUAUCAAAUCUGAACUCGAUUGUAUGCACCACAAACAUUUGUGCAAUAAAUACAGUAAAUAUUAUCCGUAA
Dalotia coriaria is the source of this 1334-nucleotide messenger RNA. RefSeq names its product probable palmitoyltransferase ZDHHC24. The record is from RefSeq and is a predicted model, not a curated record. Bases 66 to 893 code for a protein of 275 amino acids. Lineage: Eukaryota; Metazoa; Arthropoda; Insecta; Coleoptera; Staphylinidae. The transcript has a single exon. Gene Ontology annotation, molecular function: palmitoyltransferase activity.